This is a messenger RNA of Selaginella moellendorffii, 1449 nucleotides long. Its product is annotated as developmental and secondary metabolism regulator veA. The record is from RefSeq and is a predicted model, not a curated record. Lineage: Eukaryota; Viridiplantae; Streptophyta; Lycopodiopsida; Selaginellales; Selaginellaceae. The transcript has 8 exons. Gene Ontology annotation, cellular component: mitochondrion. The coding region runs from base 298 to 1407 and encodes 369 amino acids.
CAGGUAGUUACUGGCACUACACUGGAAGACGAAGCGUUUGAACCAACGUUUGUAUAAUCCUGGCUAGUUAAAUCAAGCUAAAAAUCUCUCAACGAUCAUCGAAUUCUCUUAAGCGUACGGAGAAAAUUAGGGCUAGUACGAAUAUUCUCCUUUCGCUUAAGAAACUGACGUGGAUUUGCUUGCGUCUGUUUCUUUGCUUUUCAAAAUGGUUCCCAUUCUAGGGUUUGAUGCGCGGAUGGGGCGUGGGAGCGUCCGGCAAUCAAUCGCCACCGGGAGUGGAAGCUGCGCCGCCUCGCCAUGGUGCUGAGAAGCUGCGCGCCUAGCUGCUGCCACAGGUAUGCCCUACACGUCGCCCGCCGGAGGAAGCACUCAAUGGUAGCCUCGGCGUCGCUGCGAAGAGCUUCUCUCGCGCUGCCCAUCCAUUUGCCGCCGCUGCCGCCGCCGCCGCCGCCCUCUUGCUCCACACCGCCACCGCUCGUGGAUGUAGGGGAUUACUUGGAGUUUUGGGAUCACGUCAUGUCGGGUGCUCUUCGCAAAUCCUUGAGGAAGGUACUCCGCAAGAAGAAGUUGACGACUCCUACGGCGCUGUGGUGUGCUCCUCCCGCCCUCUACGUUGAUCGGGGCCCUUCCUCUUCGUCUCCUUCCUUCUCUCUAGCGGAGUUUAGCUUGCAAGCGGCCAGGAACAGCACAAGUAGGCAGCGACUGAAUUGGAACCCAUUGUCUCUCCGGUGUCGGCAGCUCAGUGUUCGUCACAACACGCAGCCAGCGCAGACGCCACCCACGUCUCCUUCGAAUCCGUCUAGCUCACUGCUCCUCACGUCAUCCGUGGCGCCACCCACAGUGCCCGCUUCCUCCAAUGCGCGAAGAGCUUUCCUCGUCGAUACUCUCGCGGUGAUGCGAAGGCUCGAAGCUCAAGAGCUCAACCAGAGGCAAGCUGAGGCUAUCACCGCCGUUGUGACUUCCGUGUUGAAUGAUAGCCUGGAGAGCGUAGCACACUCGUACACGUCCAAGACCGACAUGCAAAAGUGUGAGAUGAUGCAUGACGCGUCGCUUUCCAAGUUCAAGGCUGAAAUGCAGAGUUCUUUGGAGCACCACUUUGCUACCUUGCAGCGUGAAUCGGAGAGGCUCCGGACGGACAUGGAGAAAAUGAGAAGCGAGUUGAGAUACGAAAUAGACAAGGUACAGGCAAACCAACGCCUUGAUUUGAACCUGGAAAGGGGGCAUAUAAGGGACGAGUUGAACAAGCAGCAGGCUGAAACAUCAAAUUUAACCAACAAACUAGACCGGGAGAUUCACGGUCUCAAAACUCAAUUGGAAGCAGGAAAGUACGAAGUAAUCAAGUACUGCAUAGGAACAAUUGUGUCUAUUACCGCUGUUGGCCUUGGUUUACUGCGGAUUAUAAUGUGAACAUUCAACAAUUUAAUCAUUCAUUUCGUGUUGUCUAAGAAA